AUGAAUUUCACUUUGGUGGUACCGAACGGGACGACAAAUCAUGGUAACCCACAUUUGCUCUGCACACCUCCCAAAUGGUACGACGUGGCACUUUUCUACUUUGCGAAUUACUUUGCGCAUGCCGCGACCGUCGUCUCAUAUCCUGGCCAAGGUACUCUAGAGACCGCUCUGGCAGUUGUGAAAGCCUUGUUGCUGCCUGGAACUGGAGUAUUCCCAGCGGCGGAGACUACCCUUCGUCAUCCAGCUUUGAUCAGAGGUGACGCUCUUGCACAAGCAAAUCGGGCUAGAGCACUGUGUAUGGUGGUCAAGUCGAGGCCUAGACGACUGUGUUUUGUGAACAAUCCGAGGAGAGGAAUCGCGGCAUUACGGCCGAACAAUUUUCAACUUGAGCGUCUUGACGCGAAACAUCGGUGGUGGGAAUGUAAAUCUGCCGAAGGACGGGUUUCCAUGGGUUCCACUAUCCAUGGAGAGUUCAAAUUACCUCGUGGGUAUGAUUUGAAUUAUGUCCCUUUAACUGCUUCACUGGAAUUUGCCAAACCCGGCGAGGUCCUGGUGGACCCCGGAACGACGACUGAAAGCAUGACCGGACCGAUGUUUUUGGACUACUCACCUAGACUUGAAUCGACCUACAAUUUUCCAAAGCUCUUUGUCAGUCUCGCUCAAGCGACUUGGGCAUGUGUCACUUUGUAUCGAGCUCGAGGAGAUCAAAUCGAACGAUAUGGCUAUGCAGCAUUUGGACUGACCGUUGCUCCCUACGCAUGCAUGUCGAUAAUCAAUAUUGUGGCAAAUCUACUUGCACCAGACUAUCCAUCGAUAUUCCUCGUCCGAACCCCCUCCAUGGACGAGGCUGAAGCUAAAGGCGGCUACUGCAGUGGAGAACUUCACGUCAAGAUCAAUCCUGAAAGCGCUGUAAUGCAUGAUGAAUAUACAUACAGUGCAGCUGAGAGCGGGAUUCUUGGAGUUCUUCUUUCCCUGACACCGCUUGCCAUCAUUGGAGGACUUUCACACUUCCGGAAUCAAAAAAGUACGAGUAUUCAGCGAGGUUUCACGAUGUCCUGGGUGGUCUUUGGCAUUUUUACAGCAGUAAAUUCAGCCUCGGUGUAUUCGUCAGUUGACUAUGAUUGGUCCGGACAACGACUUUUGGGCAACGGAAGAUUUUCAAGUUUAGGGUAUGCUUAUAAAUCAAGCUUAGUUCUUAGGAACAUAUACUUCAUGGCAGUUUGGGGGGUAGCGUCCAUUGGUGGUAUGGUUGUCGUGGGAAAGAUGAUCGCCGAAUAUGGUAUUUGUACAUGGAUUUGAUAACGCAACGUUGGACAUAACAUAUUCAAUCUCUUACAAGUUAUACACCGUUAUUGAGGGAAUUUGAGAGAAAGAUUUACAUGUUU
This is a messenger RNA of Mollisia scopiformis, 1385 nucleotides long. RefSeq lists its product as uncharacterized. The coding region runs from base 1 to 1299 and encodes 432 amino acids. The transcript is spliced from 2 exons. NCBI's taxonomy places the organism in Eukaryota, Fungi, Ascomycota, Leotiomycetes, Helotiales, Mollisiaceae. The record is from RefSeq and is a predicted model, not a curated record.